AUGAAUCCAAUAUUAAAUUCCAUAAUUUUCGACAGAAUAAUUAUAAACGAAAUAUUCAAAAAUAUCGCAACUAGUAGCGGCAAUCCAAAUUCGUUGUUUUCUUGUAUAUUUGUCAAUCGUCGAUGGUACAAAUCGGCUAUUCCAUUUAUUUGGAAAGACCCGUGUAAAAUCUUGACGAGGAAAAUAAUAGAUCGAAACUCGGCUUUUUGUUUCAUAUCAACAGUUCUCAAGUGCAUUUCGAUCGAGUCGAAACGGACGUUACGAAAAGAAGGAAUUCUACUUGAGCAUCAUGGUGGCAGUUUGGAAGUUCUUCCUCCUGUUUCCGAUUAUCCGGUAUUUUUGGAGGUUUUAUCUCCGAAUAUUCUAUGUAAAUGCAUCGCGAUUUGGAUGAAUCAAAGCCAACAACACUCUACUGACAAAAGAAGUGUACAAUAUAAAGAACAUAUUCUACAGAAAGAAAUUUUCGAGCUCUUCAUAAAUAAAAGACCAUCAAUUUGUGCGCUAACCUUGUCAACGCAACACAUGGAAUCUAACAGUAAUAUAAUUCCAUCUGAAUUGUUACCCUACCUUUCAAACUCUUUCGAAUGGCUAACUAAACUACGUAAAUUCAAGCAUAAUGUUUCCAAUAAUAAUCCACCGGAUAUUUUUUUCUAUGCAUUCUCUCAACACGCGACUAAUCUCGAAUCGAUUAAAUUAUGGAUAGAUGGCGAUGAUAAUAAAGGGGAUCAAGGAAUAGUCGCGUUAUUUGAAACUCAAAAAAAUUUGAAAAAGUUAAAAAUAUAUUCCCAGAGACGAAGUUGUCUUCAGAUAGAUAAUGCGUUAUUUAAAGUAGCAAACACAUUAAAAAAAUUAACGUUGAAUCAUUCAUUAUGCGUCUCUCCAAUGCCAAUAAAAAAGUUUAUCGGACUGGAAUCAUUGACGGUGAACUUGUCAAAUGGACAAGAAACGGAUUCACAUUCUGCUGAAGAAUUUUUUGUCAACUUGUCAUCGGCUUAUUUUAAGACUCUAAAAGUAUUGAAUAUCAAAGUUGUCCAGAAAAUUCGAUUGGCCAGUAUUACAUCUUUUAUCCGACUUAACGGACGAUGCCUCCGAGAAUUUACUCUCAAUUGCCAACCGGUGGACGCAUAUGCCACAAAAAAUUUCGUUGAAGCAAUUAGGAACGAUUGUCCUAAUUUAAAGAAAAUGGAAAUUUCUAUUUAUGAAAAUGGACCUCAACUGAAGAAACUUUUAACAAUGAAGCGCAACUCAAAAACUUAA
Molecule: messenger RNA, 1257 nt
Organism: Ambispora gerdemannii
Lineage: Eukaryota; Fungi; Glomeromycota; Glomeromycetes; Archaeosporales; Ambisporaceae
Source: the annotation of a GenBank genome assembly